GCUUUGCUAAGGCGACUUCUCUCUCGUUUCAAUUCUUCCGCGAGGCUGCGCGAAGAAUCUCGUCGUGUCGAAUUGCUAGUGCCGGCCUCGACUCUUCCUUCCCGCCGUUGUUGGUAGCCUAUCUAUCAGGCAAGAUGUAUCUCAUGUACUACAUCAACGAGAAUGGCAGCAAGGUGUACACAAUGAAGAAGGAAGCUCCAGAUGGCUCGCCCACCAUGUCUGCACAUCCAGCACGAUUCUCCCCGGAUGACAAGUUCUCGAAGCAGAGGAUCAUAUGCAAAAGGCGCUUUGGUCUUCUUCCUACCCAGGGACCUGCACACAACUACUGAACUCUGUCUCGUCAAUUGACUGCACUCUGUACAUAAAGGCCAUCGCGACCUUUGCCUUCACAAUUUUGACUUCUAUUUAAGCGGCGUCUCUCGGGCUUUGGUUAGGUAUGUUACACGAAGGUCGGCGGUUUUCUGAGUUUAGGGGCCUUUUCUCUCAAGUGCAUAAGAGAAAUGCUUGCAAUCACAUCAGGAUUUUGUCUCAUACAGAGUUCUGCGUACAAAGCUUUGCAUUGUGCAGUAUCUGUAAACAUCUGUAAUUGAAUUACCUGCCUCUCCUUCUGUGACAUUGCCCCGUUGUUACUCCAAAUUGAUUCAAGACUGGAUGGAGCAAGUUUGCUGCGUGUGAUACGGAUUAUGACUUUACGCUAUCUUCCUUACGUUGUACUUCAUUUUGUGGACUCGUCUGUAUAUGGCCUCUUA
Marchantia polymorpha subsp. ruderalis is the source of this 749-nucleotide messenger RNA. NCBI's taxonomy places the organism in Eukaryota, Viridiplantae, Streptophyta, Marchantiopsida, Marchantiales, Marchantiaceae. The record is from the annotation of a GenBank genome assembly.